This is a messenger RNA of Arachis ipaensis, 1686 nucleotides long. Lineage: Eukaryota; Viridiplantae; Streptophyta; Magnoliopsida; Fabales; Fabaceae. The record is from RefSeq and is a predicted model, not a curated record.
AAAUAUUAUAUGAAUCCCGCUAAACUCUUGACCUUUUGGAUCUAAAUCUUUGAUACUAUCUCAUGAAACCACUCAUCCCAAAAGCUUAAGCUGAUAGGAAAAGGUAACACUAAUGGCUAUAUCUCUGAUAUUGAGUCGGACAUCUCUAAAUCUCCAUUGUAAUACAGUAUACAAAUAUUUUAUUGGCUCCCUAUACUUCCUCAUAUUAUAUAUAUAUUUUGGUAUAUCAUUCAAUUUUUUAGACACUAGAAAUGAAAAGCACUUCCCAGUUCCCACUUCCCACAUGACCACUAUUGUAUAAUAGAAGUAUGAUUGUAUUUGAAUUUUAGUGGCAAUUACCAAGAAUACCAGCCAAAUAAAAGAAGCAGUAGUUGAAUUCAUGACUCAUGUUCUUUGUGUGAAUCCAAAGCCGUACACAAUGAGAACUAGAUUAACUACUAUAAGCCAAAAACUAUCAAGAAUCUUUGAUAGAGAAAGAUGGCUCAAAACAAAGGUUUACAUGGAGAGAACAAGAGAAAAAGGCAAUAUGGUUUCAUGGUGAUGCUAGCUUUUGGUGUUUCAUUUCUUGGUGUUCUGAUGCUUCACAAGUUUAGAGAGAGGCGUGUAUGCAGCUUUCUUGUCAAGGAGAAAGAUGGGGAACUUCUUUCCCUUCAGCUUUUAUUGCAGGAAAGAGAUCACAACAAAGAGAUAGAAGGUAAGAUUGAGGAAAUGAAGGCGAAGAUAUACUCAUUGAAAGGUCAGAAGAUGGAGCUUGACAAGAGAGUUUUGCAGAUGAAGUCUACCAUGGAUUCUCUAAAAGAAGAGCAGCGAGUGAUCGAAUCUGCAUUCGAGGAGAAACAGAACGAGAUUAGGAUGCUGCAAGUACAAGGGAAAAUUUUGAAAAACAAUAGUGAGUUGAACACUUUCAAGGAUGGUGAGAUUAGAGUAGAAUCCAAGGAUGAAGUUAUGAAUGGAAGUGGGAAUGAUGAUAGAUUGAUCGAGACGAACGAACAUGACAAGGGGAAAGUAAAUCGACAAGUCAAAGAUACUCGAGAUGAUAGUAAUUUAGGAGUUACUGCUAAAAGUAAGAGUGGGAAGGAAAAUGAAAUAAACAAACAAGAGGAGCAGCAAGGAGUUGAGAAAAAGGCCAAUGGUAAAGAUUCUGUAAUGAAACAUGCCCAAGCAAGUAGAUUAAUGUGGAGGCAAAGGAGAAAGAAUAGCUUGAACGCUGAAGCAAGAGAACAUAGAGUAGAUGAAAUAAGACAAUAAUUCAUUAAUCUUCUGACAUAUUUCAUGAACAACCUGAAGAAUUUCAAGAAAGAAUGCACUCAUAGUUGCAAUGACUAAUAACUGAUUUCUUCAAGGAGUAGAUCAAUGAAAAAUAGAGUUUCAAGCAGGUUUUGUGAAUCAUAUUUACUGUUUUCAGGUAAAAUACAUUAGAUGGAAAUUUGUCGGUAAUCUUAAAAAGUACAUACCGCAAAUAUAUCAUAAAAAUUAUAUAACUUAAAAUGAAUUAUGUUCUAUGGAUUUGCCUUUUUUUUUUGUUCUUUAUGAAAAGAAAAUUAACAACAGAUACUAACUUCAAUAUAUUUUGCCACCAUUUUCCUAUUUGAGGUUGUCAUAGUAAUUAUACUAUUUAUCUUGGUUAAACUUCCACUAGUAGCCUAGAGUUUUAUGAUGUGAUCUCGUGUGGUAAUUGCCGUUAGU